AUGAACAGAAGAGGAAAAAGAAGAGCAGAUCCUUUUGAAAAGCUCUACAAGAACAUAAGAAAGAAUGUGAAAACAUACUCGAAAAAAGAAACAAUGGACUUGAUAAAACUGAAGUACUCUGAGAUGUGGACAGCAAAAAAGUCUCUAAAGGACAGAGAAAUGGAAAUAGCAGAGACACCUGCAGACGCAGGGAAAGAGGUGUAUUACAUAGCAGCUGACAACAAUUAA
This is a messenger RNA of Nematocida minor, 228 nucleotides long. RefSeq lists its product as uncharacterized. The record is from RefSeq and is a predicted model, not a curated record. The transcript has a single exon. NCBI's taxonomy places the organism in Eukaryota, Fungi, Microsporidia. Bases 1 to 228 code for a protein of 75 amino acids.